AUGGAAGGCAUGGCGACAUCAGCACACGCUUCCGCUGGCACAGCAUCAUCAUCAUUACAAGAGACUCUUGAAGUGGGUUGGCUCGAUAGCCAUAUUUGUGAAGAUGGUCAACAUCAACAAAUAAAAUCCUAUUGUCAAAAUAUUUCGAAAUUCAUUUCAAAAUGGAAUUUUUUCGAUUCUUGUGACAAAUUCAAUGAUUACAUUAAGAAUAAUCCAAAUGUGAAACUAAUUAUGAUUAUGUCUGGUAGAUUUGCUCGCCAAUUACUCGCACUUGUAUCGCCUAGGGAAAAUUUACAUAGUGUCUAUGUUUUUACUAUCAAUAUUGAAAGAACUACGGAAGCAUUAGGUGAAGAACCAAAACUUAAAGGAGUAUUCAAUGUGGAAAAUACGUUAUAUGACAAGCUAAAAAAUGAUUUAUCCGAGUUGUUUUGGGAAGAAGGAAAAAAAUUGGUUGCAUCCAAUCACGAUCAAGAAGCUCGUCUAUAUUUUGAUGAAGCAAAACGUUUAGUUGAACAUAUACAAUAA
Molecule: messenger RNA, 525 nt
Organism: Rotaria sordida
Lineage: Eukaryota; Metazoa; Rotifera; Eurotatoria; Philodinida; Philodinidae
Source: the annotation of a GenBank genome assembly